Messenger RNA from Cydia amplana, 850 nucleotides. RefSeq lists its product as uncharacterized. Lineage: Eukaryota; Metazoa; Arthropoda; Insecta; Lepidoptera; Tortricidae. The record is from RefSeq and is a predicted model, not a curated record. Gene Ontology annotation, biological process: regulation of transcription by RNA polymerase II. The coding region runs from base 84 to 779 and encodes 231 amino acids. Gene Ontology annotation, cellular component: nucleus; transcription regulator complex. The transcript has 2 exons.
GCAUCGCCCGAACGCGCCGCGAUUAGCGAUAGUUACAUGCAAAAAUCAACGUACUGCAGAAUUAUCGCGCUAGUUUUACUAAAAUGGGAGAUAAAGUACUAGUUGAACAAAUAAUCGAAACAAUAAAGCAGCAUCCAGUUCUUUACGACCAUAAGGUUCCAUGCAGAAAAGAUCUAAGUGAGACGUUAUGGGAAGAAAUAGCUGAUACAUUCGACCUUGAUGUACACGUUCUGAAGGUAAAGUGGAAAAACCUAAGAGAUUGUUACAAGAAACAUAUAAGGGCGCAGACCGAUGACUCGAAAUCAGUUUCAUCUUACAAAUAUUGGCAAUGGUCUAAGUAUUUGGAAUUCCUACGGCCGCACAUUCGUUCAAAUACAGAAGUUGAUCACAAUACGAAAGAAUAUUCUGAAAAUAUACUUAAUAUUAAGCUGGAGGAAGCGGAUCACACGAACUUUGGGUCAGACUUUGAAACUACUGAAUAUAAUAGCAAACAACCUACAAAAAAUAAGAGAAAAGACGCAAACAAUUUUGGAUCUGAUUCAGAUAAUUUAGAAUGUGUGAUAGAACAACCUAAUUGGAAAAAGAAACGUAUACAUUCCGACCCAAAUGUAAAUCUGAAAAGUCAAAAUAACCGAGAUGUGCAUGAAUUCGAUGACAUAGAGCUGAUAUUUUUAGGGUAUGCAAAGACUGUUAAGAGGAUGCCUUUGAAGAGGCAGAUAAGCGUAAAAAUGAAGAUUGCGAAGAUAAUGAUGGAAGAAGAACUAAAAUGCUUAGAAUGAUGAGAAAAACUCUUUUCAAAUCGAUUAAAUAAUAAACGUAAAUUAAAUAACAAACUGAUAGUAUGUCACAG